Molecule: messenger RNA, 1062 nt
Organism: Cajanus cajan (pigeon pea)
Lineage: Eukaryota; Viridiplantae; Streptophyta; Magnoliopsida; Fabales; Fabaceae
Source: RefSeq, a predicted model, not a curated record
GUUAUUAUUAAAUUGCAUUUGAUAUCCGAGUGGCGUGUCGUGCUGCAUUAGGGUUUCCCAUUACAAAUUCAGAUUCUUUUCUUUUCCUUCUUCUUCCUUCGAAUCGAAUCUAGGCAUGGAUGGAAAACGCUCUCCACUGGAACUCGAAUUGGAAGAAGCUGCAGAGGAUUGGGAAUUGCUCCAUCCCAACGACAGCAACAGCAACAACAACGAACAUGGCCCAAUUGUCUUCGCUGGGCCCCCACUGGACUCCAUCAGGCCCGAUCACUUCUCCUUCCUCCAUAAUUCCAAUUCCAGUUCCAGUUCCAGUUCCAAUUCAUCGUCGGAGGUCGAUCGCAACUUCGACGAUUCCUAUGUGGCCAACCAGCUCUUCCCCAGUCCCACCGCCGCCCUCACCCUCGGCCCCUGGAGCGGAGACUCCGAUUCCGACACGGCGGCGCUGGUGGCUGAGGAUUUGAAGGAGGUGGAGGAGAAGGAGAAGCAGGAAGAGCAAGAGCAAGAGGAAGAGGAAGAGGAAGAGGAAGAGGAAGAGGAGGAGAAGAGGUUGGUGUGGUGGAAGCUUCCGUUUGAGGUGCUCAGGUAUUGGCUCAACCCUUUGCCUCUUCCUGUUUGGUCUCUCUCCGUCGCUGCUGCUGCCGCUUUGCUCGGACUCUUCUUCCUCGGACGGAGAUUGUACAGAAUCAAGCGCAAGACGCAAACUUUGAAGCUCAACCUCGCUCUCGAUGAUAAGAAGGUGUCUCAACUCAUGGGUCGUGUUGCACGUCUUAAUGAAGCAUUUUCAGUUGUGAGACGUGUUCCCAUAGUGCGACCACCAUCUCUGCCAGCUUCUAGUGUGACUCUGAGGCCUGUCAUGAGCAUGAGAUGAAGGAUCAUUUGACAAAUUACUUGAUUGAAGGUAGUGUGAAAUGCAAUAAUGUUUGUAAUACAACAAAAAUCCUUUUGUAUGAUACAUGUAUGUAUCUAUUAUUAUGUGUGUGGGAUUUGGAGUUGAAUUAUAUGAAGCUUUUAAGUAGCUUCUUGUAUAUGAUAUCCUAUCAUACUCUUACUUUUUAUGUCUUGCCA